CCCUGCAGCACACCAGCAGAUACUGGACUACUUUUGUGGCAGAACCACAUUUGAAAAGAUCAUCAUCAUGGUAACCCACAGCCCAGCCCGCGUCGUGCUCAUGUUUGCUGGAUUGUUUACCUUUUUAGCCGCGUUCACAUUGAACUCCCUAUCAAGAUUUGGCGUUAGAUCAGGUAUUUUCAAGCAGAGCACGGAGGAGGUGAUAAUCAAGUAUAAAACGCCCAUAACGCCUGCUCAGUGGGCUCUGUUUGUCUGGGAUUUCAUGUAUAUUUGGGUUUUUGCCAUGUUUGUAUACUUUUUAACGGGACUCUGUCGAAGGAAUGCUUAUGACUGGAUGUACACCACACCUGCGGUGCUCCCCUAUGGAUUUCAUGUCUCUGUUAUCAUGAAUAUUGGCUUGAACAUUGCAUGGUUGUUUCUGUUUGACAGAGAGUUGUUGCUGCCAGGGCUGAUAACGACAACCUUAAUGACGCUCACGGAUUACAUGAUCCUAUAUUUCUGCUAUCAUGGACUGAAGAUCUACGGGGCCUGGUUGAACAAAUUUCGCAACACAGACCUCUGGCUUAUCAGAAUAUUGGUGCAAAACGGAACAGCUAUAUAUACAACAUGGGGGACUCUCUUCACUCUACUGAACCUGACGAUAUACAUACAGUAUGAGACAGAUGUGACUAAAUGUGACUAUGCAAUGCUGUCACUGCUGCUGAUUCUGAUGAAGCUGUUGGUCUGGUUUCUGUUGGAGAACUUCUACCUUGAUGAGCAUGUGCGUUACAUUGUGACCAUCUACCCUGUGGUGAUCCUGUGGUUCUCAGGCUCUCUGAGCAAUUCUGACUCCCCUCAAAGUAGAAGUUAUAUCUUUGCAGCUGUUAUCCUGGCUAUUUCCUGCGCCAUGUUUGUGGCCCGCAUUGCUCUGGUCACAUGGAAGCAUUACAAACGGCCGCUUUACAAUAACAAAGGGCCCAACAUGUCACCAAUAGAAAUAGCCCUGACUCAAAGAAGACUCUUUCUAUGAAUAUUAGCUCAGACUUUUACUCCUCGGCAUAUUUUAGUUUGUUUUGUUCAGCAGCAUUUUUCUGGAUG
Molecule: messenger RNA, 1077 nt
Organism: Larimichthys crocea (large yellow croaker)
Lineage: Eukaryota; Metazoa; Chordata; Actinopteri; Sciaenidae
Exons: 8
Coding region: 68-1009 (313 amino acids)
Source: RefSeq, a predicted model, not a curated record